AUGCAUCGAAACUCCGAGAGCUAUGGUUUGCAUGAUUUUGAUCGGGAAGCAUUUGGUGUGGCCUUUGAUUUUAGGAACACCCAAAACCUGCAACAUGAUGUCGUCGUUUUCUAUUCCCGAGCCAAACAAACUGCUCCUCUGCGCCUGAAAUUUAUCCAUCGAAUGGACGGCUUGCCAGAGCCGGAUGAUCAUGACGAUCCUCGUUUCAUCCGCACCGUUCAAAGACACUGGCAGCAGCUCCCUGCGGCAUCUCUAAGCGAUCCCACGCCCGUUCUUCCGCAAGUGAGUCUCUUUCGCACACCAGAUCCGCCACGCACAGCGCUGCUUCCGCCAUUCCCCGGAAGAAUCGCCCGUUUUGCCGCGACCGCUUCCCCGAGCCAGCUCCCCCGCGCGUUCUCCGGGAAUACCGUUCCUGCGGCGGCAUCCAGCAGCAGCAGCAGCGGCGGCACCGGCAGCAGCGCGCAGAGCCGGCAGUCUGGGCUCCGCCUGGCGCGGCGGCUGGAUUUGGCCGCGGGGGAGAGCGGCGCUGCUGGCGGAGAAGCCGGCGGGUUCCGCAGAAGUAGUGGUGGUGGCGGCGUCCGCGAGCAGCCCCGCGGGCGCAAGCAGCGGCGGAUUCUACCGAGCGAGGAUGAGGUGAAAGCCGCUGCCGCUGGCCACUUGGGUGGCCACGUGGCUGGCCAGUUUGCCCACCUGCUGCACCACAACGCCGCUGCUGUCAUGGCUGCCACUGCAGGCACUACUGGUGCUAACCCAACCUCUGCUGCUGCCGUCCCCCCAGCAGGCAACGCAAUGGGGUUUCAAGGAAUGGGUUUAGGGGGGAAUGCUGUGGGCUUUACCAGGCCAGAAGGAGAGGGCGGGGGGAUGGAGGCUGGGGUGCUGGGUCGGGAGGUGGAUAGAAGACUAAUGUGGGAUUUGAGUGGAGGGGUGGACGGACGGAUGGGAGGUGGCAUGGGAGGAGCAGAGGCUGCUGCUGCAGCGGCAGCGGCAGGAGCAGCAGCAGCAGCAGCAGCAGCAGCAGCAGCAGCAGCAGCAGCAGCAGCAGCAGCAGCAGCAGCAGCAGCAGCAGCAGCAGCAGCAGCAGCAGCAGCAGCAGCAGGAGCGAGACCAUCAGCAACAGCAGCAGGAGCAAAGAGAACGAGGAAAACUGCCAGAACAGCCGCAGCUGCAGCAGCAGCAGCAGCAGCAGCAGCAGCAGCAGCAGCAGCAGCAGCAGCAGCAGCAGCAGCAGCAGCAGCAGCAGCAGCAGCAGCAGCAGCAGCAGCAGCAGCAGCAGCAGCAGCAGCAGCAGCAGCAGCAGCAGCAGCAGCAGCAGCAGCAGCAGCAGCAGCAGCAGCAGCAGCAGCAGCAAUUGGCAACAGCAGGACAAGCGGUGGGAUCCAAAGAAGGAGAUGGGUAUGA
Molecule: messenger RNA, 1398 nt
Organism: Closterium sp. Yama58-4
Lineage: Eukaryota; Viridiplantae; Streptophyta; Zygnematophyceae; Desmidiales; Closteriaceae
Source: the annotation of a GenBank genome assembly